Fonsecaea multimorphosa CBS 102226 is the source of this 1392-nucleotide messenger RNA. RefSeq lists its product as uncharacterized. Gene Ontology annotation, molecular function: glutathione transferase activity. Bases 1 to 1392 code for a protein of 463 amino acids. The record is from RefSeq and is a predicted model, not a curated record. Gene Ontology annotation, cellular component: cytoplasm. The transcript has 3 exons. NCBI's taxonomy places the organism in Eukaryota, Fungi, Ascomycota, Eurotiomycetes, Chaetothyriales, Herpotrichiellaceae.
AUGGGGGACUCGCGACCAACACAUCAACACGCCGACGCCGACGGCCAUUUUCGCCGAAAAGAUAGCCAGUUCCGGGACUGGAUAUCCAAGGAGCCAGGUUCCAAGUUCACACCUGAGAAGGGUCGAUACGCCCUCUAUGGCAACUACGGCUGUCCUUGGGCACACCGAACUAUUCUUGUCCGUGGGCUGAAAUCGCUCGAGCCCGUCAUCCAGCUCAUUACCACCGACUUCGACCUGACCGAGAACGGAUGGACCUUUAGCGGACGAAACGGCAGCAUGGGUGCUGAUCCUUUAUACGGCUUCACAGGCUUGAAACAGCUCUAUUUAAAAGCCGACCCAAGCUACGUGGGCCGCUAUACCGUGCCCGUACUAUGGGACAAGAAGACCGAGACAAUAGUGAACAACGAGUCGUCUGAGAUCAUCCGCAUGCUGUACGACCAAUUCGACGACUUCUUAGAACCCCAUCAGAGGGAGGUCAACAAACCCGGUGGGGGAUUUUACCCCCCACAUCUGCGGGCAGAGAUUGAUGCGAUGAAUGAGUGGGUGUAUAACACAGUCAACAAUGGCGUGUACAAAACAGGGUUCGCGUCGACGCAGGAGGCCUACGAUGCCAACGUGUACCCUCUGUUCAAAUCACUCGACCGUCUCGAGGAACACCUGAAGCAUCCCUCUCACCAACCAUACCUGUUUGGCGAAUACAUCACCGAAGCGGACGUCCGGCUGUACACCACGCUCGCGCGCUUCGACGUGGCAUACUACAACAUCUUCAACUGCAACCUGAAAAUGAUCCGACACGACUACCCCCGCCUUUCGAAAUGGUUGCGCAACCUCUACUGGGACACGUCCGACCGAACCAACGGCGGGGUGUUUAAGAACACCACCUUCUUCGAAGUCUACAAGUAUGGCUACCUCCGUGCAAAGGGUCGGCAAAUGCACGGAGGAAGUGACCAUGGAUGGUCCGUCAUCAUCCCGCGCGGGCCGAACCCAGACAUCGAACCGUUGACGGAUGAAGAGGAGAAGGAACUCAUCGAAGGCACCACCACGAGAAAAGUCAACGGCCUGACUCUCGAGAACUUGCCUUCAGGAAACAACCUGGGCUCGUCGCCGAAUCCGUUCAGCGCACACGGAGACAAGGCAGGCAUGGGCGCCAUCUUUGGCGCCGAGGUUGAUUCCCCCAAUGCCGAGGGCGUCGCCACCGACAGCACCAGGAACGACGUGAACGGGGACGAGGAAGAGGAAGAAGACGCGGGCUUUGACGAGAACGGCGAUUUCCACCCGCGGAGGGUCAUCAAGAGGAGGACCACGUACAGCGACGCCAACGCCAAGUGGUACAAGGCGGCCAAGAAGGCAGAGAAAAAGCAGGGCGCCCCGAGCAUGCAUCUGGCGCUGUAA